CUUCGUGAAUCAUUUUGUGUGUAAAAUUUUCCUCCGGUUUACGGAUAAAAUUCGUGUAGACGGCCCAGAGUCCGCGAAUUUUAUCAUCCUUUCCAGAAGCGAGCAUUUUCCCCAGCAUUGCCCGUACACGGUGUUGUGUAGCAUCUGCGGCGCCAAAGUGUUAGGUGUGUAGGAGGGCGUUUCCUCGCUGUUUGUGUCGACUGCCCCAAAUUCGAGUCAUUUAAAGUCAGAUCUCAACCGAUAGUAUUUACACCGACGGUGGGCAACUAUGACUGAAAGGCACACGUUUGGUGGGACGGUGAACCCAAUCACUUGCCAUGCCUGGAAUAAGGAUCGUUCCCAAAUCGCCAUCUCGCCGAACAACAACGAGGUGCACAUUUACAAGCGCGAGGGCUCGGAUUGGAAGCUAAGCGAUGUGCUGAAUCAGCACGAUCUGCGUGUAAUGGGCAUCGAUUGGGCGCCAAACACGAACCGGAUCGUAACAUGUGCCGUCGAUCGAAACGCGUACGUGUGGACACAGGGCGACGAUGGCAAGUGGAAACCGACGCUGGUUCUGUUGCGUAUCAACCGUGCGGCCACCUGCGUCCGUUGGUCUCCGCUGGAGAACAAAUUUGCCGUCGGAUCAGGUGCCCGCUUGAUCUCGGUGUGUUACUUCGAAUCGGAGAACGAUUGGUGGGUUUCGAAGCACAUUAAAAAACCGAUCCGCUCCACGGUGACGUCUAUCGAUUGGCAUCCGAACAAUAUGCUGUUGGUGGCCGGUUCGACCGAUUACAAGGUGCGUGUGUUUUCGGCCUUCAUCAAGGACAUCGAGCAGCACCCGGAACCGACGGCAUGGGGACCGAAGAAGCCCCUCGGGCAGAUACUGGCCGAGUUUAAGAACUCAACGAGCGGUGGUGGAUGGGUGCAUAGCGUGAGCUUCUCCGCCGAUGGUAAUACGAUCUGCUGGGUAGGCCACGAUAGUGCCAUCAACAUCGGAAUGGCCAACGGGGGCAAUGUGACCAUUAAGCAGAAAACGGAAUACCUUCCUUUCCUGUGCUGCGAGUGGAUCUCGCCCCAUUCGAUCCUGGUGGCCGGGCACAGCUGCGUCCCGUUAAUCUACACCGUCGGAGAUGGCGGAAAAAUUGUGCUCGCUGCCAAGCUGGACCAAUCGACGAAGAAGGAACAGAGCGGGAUUUCAGCGAUGCGCAUCUUCCAGUCGCUGGAUCGCAAUCUGCGCACGGAGAAUUCCGAUACCAGCCUGGAGUCGAUUCAUCAGAAUGCUAUCACGUGCGUUUGCAUGUACAGCGGCGAGAAGGGCAAUGUGCAACGGGUCAGCACGUCCGGUUUGGACGGGCAGCUGGUUAUUUGGGACAUCGACACCCUUACCCGGUCCAUGCAGGGGUUGAAGCUUUAAAAACAAAAACUGGCAUCACGCGCUUAACCUGGUUAUAGUAUUCCUCCAGUAGGACCGUUCGAUGCAUUUGCGCAAUGAAUGCUUCUUCCGAAUCAUUGAGAAUAAAUAUGGCA
Anopheles nili is the source of this 1506-nucleotide messenger RNA. It is a transcript of the gene Arpc1, whose product is annotated as actin-related protein 2/3 complex subunit 1A-A. The transcript is spliced from 2 exons. Gene Ontology annotation, biological process: Arp2/3 complex-mediated actin nucleation. The coding region runs from base 269 to 1393 and encodes 374 amino acids. The record is from RefSeq and is a predicted model, not a curated record. Gene Ontology annotation, molecular function: actin filament binding. NCBI's taxonomy places the organism in Eukaryota, Metazoa, Arthropoda, Insecta, Diptera, Culicidae. Gene Ontology annotation, cellular component: Arp2/3 protein complex; actin cytoskeleton.